Messenger RNA from Kwoniella shivajii, 909 nucleotides. RefSeq lists its product as uncharacterized. The record is from RefSeq and is a predicted model, not a curated record. The transcript is spliced from 4 exons. NCBI's taxonomy places the organism in Eukaryota, Fungi, Basidiomycota, Tremellomycetes, Tremellales, Cryptococcaceae. Bases 1 to 909 code for a protein of 302 amino acids.
AUGUCUCUGUCUGGUAUCCUCUCUACGCUCGACUUAGGGCUCUAUAAAUACCCCACAUUCACUUCAGGAGAUCUGAGCUCUAAGAAAGCGGUAGUCUUUAUUGGAGGUCUAACGAAUGGUCUUGGCGCAGUGCCAUUCAGCUACCCUCUAUCCGAGUCUUUGGGAAAGGUGGGAUGGCAGCUUGUACAGUUUCACUGGAGCUCGGCAUACGGCGGUUACGGUACAGGUAGCUUGGACAGAGAUAGAAAGGAGAUGGAAGCAUUGGUGAAACAUCUUCGUGGAACCGGGAUUCGAACCAUAGUCAUUGCCGGACAUUCCACCGGAUCACAGAACAUAAUGCAUUACGUCUCGAAUCCGAUCUUCCAGACCCCUACAGCCGAGACAGAUGUAAUCAAAGUUGAUGGAGGCAUUAUGCAGGCUCCCGUAUCCGAUAGAGAAUUCAUGAAAUCGUUCAAGAUGAAAGAAUGGUUUGACGUUCUACCCCUCGCUGAGCAGAUGAUCAAGGAUGGAAAGGGAGAAGAGUUGAUGCCAAAGGAGUUCUGUGACAAAGCUGGAUUCGAUGGCGUCUCUUUACCAAUCAAUGCUUGUAGAUUACGCAGCUUGAUAGGAACUGGAGGUGACGACGAGUAUUUCUCGGAUGAUAUACCUGCAGAGCCUGAAAGCACUUACGCUCAUUCCUUAUCGGAUUCCUUUGGUUCACUGUCUGCUCCUACUCUAGCUCUGUAUGCGGAAGAAGACAUCAAAUAUCAAGAGGGAGAUGUCAUUGAAAAGAUCAAACGGUGGGAAGAAGCUAGCAAAGGGAAAUUGCAAUGGAGGCUUUUGAAAAAUGCUUCGCACGAUGUGGCUCAGCCCGAGGCACAGAAGUACCUGUGUGAGGAAGUGAUUGGCUGGUUGAAACAGUUCGACUAG